Penicillium coprophilum is the source of this 2019-nucleotide messenger RNA. Its product is annotated as alkaline phosphatase. The record is from RefSeq and is a predicted model, not a curated record. The transcript has 3 exons. NCBI's taxonomy places the organism in Eukaryota, Fungi, Ascomycota, Eurotiomycetes, Eurotiales, Aspergillaceae. Gene Ontology annotation, molecular function: alkaline phosphatase activity. Gene Ontology annotation, biological process: dephosphorylation. The coding region runs from base 1 to 2019 and encodes 672 amino acids.
AUGCGCGCUUCUGCAAUCUCCGCGCUAGCGUGUUUCGUUGCGUUUACGGCAGCUCAGACCUUCCAGCGGCUGGGUGGUUGCCCUGAGUUGGGAUGUAUCUUCCCACCGGAUCAAGUUGACUUCCUAGCGGGUCAAUUCUUUGACAUCCGCCUCGAAGUACACUCCCCUGUCAAUGGCUCUGAAGCUCGCGUUGGAGAGCCAGACGAGAACUUCAAAUUCACCAUCGCCAAGAAAGGCCAUGGCAAGGGCAAGGGCAAGGGCAAUGCUCCUAUCUCUGCAACGGAAUACUUCAAGAUUGAUGAGCCUGAACUUGAGAAGUGGGACUUCACAUGGUUUGAAGAUCGGUUCGCCCAGGAUGCAGAAACACCUUCCCUUGUCAACGUGACCUCCAAAAUCUAUAGAAGAAUUGCGCUUUAUGAGCCCGGCGAAUAUGAGGCUACUUUGACAUAUUACGGGGAACAAAAGACAGUGGCCAACUGGUUCGUUCGUGAUCUUCCUACCAAGCGUCGCGCGAAGAACAUCGUCAUGUUCAUCGGAGAUGGCAUGACAACAAACAUGAUAACUGCAGCACGUCUCAUUGCCCACCGCAGCAUCAACGGAAAAUACAUGACAAAAAUGGCAUUGGACAAGUUCCCCGUGCUGGGUCACCAGAUGACACACUCCAUGGACUCGUUCAUUACUGAUUCGGCCAAUUCCGCGACUGCUCUUUACACUGGGCACAAGACUACCGUCAAUGCUUUGGGUGUCUAUGUAGACUCCUCUAGCGAUGCCUUCGAUGACCCGAAAUUCGAAACAAUCGCCGAAAUCUUCCGCCGCAAGAACAAGAACGCCGGUGUUGGCAUUGUGUCAACUGCGUUUUUGGCAGAUGCUACCCCCGCCGGCUUGGCUGCUCACACCAGUGAUCGCGGCGAAUACGACCAUGUCAUCGGCUCAUAUUAUGCAGGCGGUCUAACCGACUAUGAAUGGACAAACUGGGAUGGCCCCGAUGUGCUCCUUGGCGCUGGUGCGGAGGACUUCCUCAAGAGCGAAGAGACUCGUGAUUACUACAAGCUCUUCGCCGAGAAAGGCUACAACGUGGCCUGGAACAAUACUGCACUACACAGUGCCUCAAAUAAGGAGAAACUACUAGGUGUUUUCCAGAAAUCCAACCUCGCUACUUGGCUUGAUCGCAACGUCUACCAGUCCAACCUUUACAACCAGAGCAACUACCCAGAUGGCUCAGGCCGCGAUGCAGACGACUUGCCUGGACUCAAAGACAUGACCCUCAAGGCGAUCGACGUUCUAGACAAGCGACACCGCAAAGAUGGCUGGUUCCUGAUGUCCGAGGCCGCUAGCAUCGAUAAGCAGAUGCACACUCUGGACUACGACCGGUCACUUGGCGAGCUUCUCGAGCUCGACGAUACCGUACGCGCGACUAUCGAGAAACUCGAGAAGCUGGGUCAGCUCGAAGACACCCUUAUUGUCGUCACAGCUGACCACGGCCAUGGCUUCGACGUGACCGGCUCCGUUGAUACGAAGUACAUGGAAGCGCAAGAAGACGACCGCAGCAAGCGCAAUGCGGUUGGAUAUUAUGAAAACUCUGGCUUAUCGCAAUACACUGUCGCUGGAUCCAACGCCUUGCGAUACUCUGAAGGAGUCCACUUCCCGGCCCAAUGGGACCCAAGAUAUACCCUGCACGCGGGUGUUGGUGCCUUCCCUGACCAUCGGGAGGAUUACCGGGUUCACAGCGAGGGUCCUCGCACGCCUGCCGUGAAGGACAAGAAUCAUGGCUAUGUUGCUAACUACAAGGACGCGGUUAGUGGUUUCAUGGUCAAUGGAACCAUCCCCCUUGACGCAGCGCAGGGUGUCCACUCGUUGACCGAUGUGCCGGUCUUCGCACGCGGCCCGUGUCAGGAGCUGUUUGGAGGUGUAUAUAGCUCGAUUGAUAUUUUCUUCAACAUGGCUGAAUGCCUGGGUUUGUCGGAGACGAAGGGACAUGGAAAGCCCGGGCAAGGUGGGAAGCCCGGGGGUGGACAUUAG